This is a messenger RNA of Aspergillus melleus, 2169 nucleotides long. RefSeq names its product enolase acuN (gene aspf22). Gene Ontology annotation, molecular function: phosphopyruvate hydratase activity; magnesium ion binding. The coding region runs from base 514 to 1830 and encodes 438 amino acids. NCBI's taxonomy places the organism in Eukaryota, Fungi, Ascomycota, Eurotiomycetes, Eurotiales, Aspergillaceae. The transcript has 5 exons. The record is from RefSeq and is a predicted model, not a curated record. Gene Ontology annotation, biological process: glycolytic process. Gene Ontology annotation, cellular component: phosphopyruvate hydratase complex.
UGAGUUGUGCAUCCCUCUUCCCUACCUUCCUGCCUAUCCUGCUCCUGCCUGGCUAUCAUGUCAAACUACCCCACCAUCCCACUCUGUUUACACUUGACCCCUCCCUCUUGAGCAUAAAGUGCACGGAAGUUUGAUGCUUCCUGCACAUCGUACUAUGCUCGAGAUAUCUGCCAUUCAGUGCAUGCAUCCCCACUGGUCACCGCCCCGUAUUUCUCCCCCUCAAGCUCGGUCAAUUGACUGAUCGGAGCUCUCCUCCACCACCAUCGGCGGUGAUCUCCUCGUCAUCGAAUCAUCCGGCUCUCUCUUUUCGGGUCGUCGGUGAACACCAUCCCACCCCGCUGCUAGUCUCGUCCCAACAGCCAUCCAGAGCGCAGUUGUUUUAUUUUUUUUGCCCCCCCUGGUCCUUUCCCCCCUUUCUAUUUAUUGACUAUCCCUCCCGCCUUUUUUCCAUCUCUUCUCCAAAACUUUUCUGGUCUCCCUAGUUCAGUUGACUGAUCAAUCCAGACCGUCAAAAUGCCCAUCUCCAAGAUCCACGCCCGCUCCGUCUACGACUCUCGUGGCAACCCCACCGUCGAGGUUGACGUUGUCACCGAGACUGGCUUGCACCGUGCUAUCGUUCCCUCCGGAGCUUCCACUGGCCAGCACGAGGCUCACGAGCUCCGUGACGGUGACAAGACCAAGUGGGGUGGAAAGGGUGUGCUCAAGGCCGUCAAGAACGUCAACGAGACCAUCGGCCCCGCUCUCAUCAAGGAGAACCUCGACGUGAAGGACCAGUCCAAGGUCGAUGAGUUCCUCAACAAGCUUGACGGCACCGCCAACAAGGCCAACCUCGGUGCCAACGCCAUCCUCGGUGUCAGCUUGGCCAUCGCUAAGGCCGGUGCUGCCGAGAAGGGCGUUCCCCUCUAUGCUCACAUCUCCGACCUGGCCGGUACCAAGAAGCCUUACGUCCUUCCCGUCCCCUUCCAGAACGUCCUGAACGGUGGAUCCCACGCCGGUGGCCGUCUGGCCUUCCAGGAGUUCAUGAUCGUCCCCGACAACGCUCCCUCUUUCUCCGAGGGUCUCCGCCAGGGUGCCGAGGUCUACCAGAAGCUCAAGGCUCUGGCCAAGAAGAAGUACGGCCAGUCUGCCGGUAACGUCGGUGACGAGGGUGGUGUUGCCCCCGAUAUCCAGACCGCCGAGGAGGCUCUCGACCUGAUCACCGAGGCCAUUGAGCAGGCCGGCUACACCGGCAAGAUCAACAUCGCCAUGGAUGUUGCCUCGAGCGAGUUCUACAAGACCGACGCCAAGAAGUACGACCUCGACUUCAAGAACCCCGACAGCGACCCCACCAAGUGGCUCACCUACGAGCAGCUGGCCGACCUGUACAAGUCGCUGGCUAGCAAGUACCCCAUCGUCAGCAUUGAGGACCCCUUCGCUGAGGAUGACUGGGAGGCCUGGAGCUACUUCUACAAGACCUCUGACUUCCAGAUUGUUGGUGAUGACCUGACUGUCACCAACCCUCUCCGUAUCAAGAAGGCCAUCGAGCUCAAGUCUUGCAACGCCCUCCUCCUCAAGGUCAACCAGAUCGGUACUCUCACCGAGUCCAUCCAGGCCGCCAAGGACUCCUACGCCGACAACUGGGGCGUCAUGGUGUCCCACCGUUCCGGUGAGACCGAGGACGUUACCAUUGCCGACAUUGCCGUCGGUCUGCGCUCCGGCCAAAUCAAGACCGGUGCUCCUGCCCGUUCCGAGCGUCUGGCUAAGCUCAACCAGAUCCUCCGUAUCGAGGAGGAGCUGGGUGAGAACGCCAUCUACGCCGGCCAGAAGUUCCGUAACUCUGUCAACCUGUAAAUGUAGCCAGGGAUCUUGCGGACCACACCCUUUCCUUCCCGGGACCAACCGAGUGUAUUCCCCCCGGGCUGUUUCAUACUUCACAAUUUUGACUGCUAGGCAGCUUUGUUGGGUUGGAACAAACUGCAAAAGUACCAUCGCAGAUGACUAUUUGAUCAAGAUUUAUGAUGACGAAUUGAUAAGCCAACUCUACAGGCUAUAUAAUGAAGAAAAGAAAUUGCAGUUAAAACUCUGGCGGAAUUGUGUGUAGGAGUGUAGAUUGUUGUAGAUUUAGAUUUACAUAACACAGUACGGACUUGCGCAGGAUGACAGUGUUGAGGGCGGGACUGAAAUAUCGGG